CACGAAGAAGAACACUGUGAACAAGGAAGUCGAAUUUUACAGGAAGCCUUCGUAAGCUGCUUUUUGUUUUGUUUUGUCUUUGUUUUUCUGUACCACAUUGAUGGUCAUUUUUUAUCAGGGUAGGUAGCUAGAUUAGGCAAUAGGUUAUAGUUUAUCUAAAUUGUUCUGUUUAGUUUAUUUUUUAUGACAGUUGGCGACAUUUGGCGUUAGCUGUGAGCUAGCUUCACACGCUAAUAACAGAGCUAACAGGCCGGAAAGCCAUCUGUCCAUUGUCUGCCUCUGAGCCAGAUACUUAUCCUUAUCAAACAGUUAGUUUUAAGGCCAAACGUCGUUUGGAAACAUUAGUUACCACAGGCAACAACGCGCCAGGGCCGUUGUCAUCCGUUUCUCACACAGGUAACGUUAGCUGUACCGGCUAAGUUAACGUUUCUUACUUUGGCCAGUCAGUUGGCUGACCUUAGUGCAGUCACACAUACCAACACUGCAACAGACGAUCAGGAGAUUGGAUGACCAUGUAUGCCCCGCCGGGUUCUGCUAUCCCUGGAGGUCGGAGGAGGAGAGGGGGCACGUCCCUGCCCAAGCAGCCGGAGCGGAGCCUGGUGUCGGCUCUGCCAGGAGCUCUGUCCAUCACAGCGCUGUGCACGGCUCUGGCGGAACCGGCCUGGCUCCGGGUUCAUGGAGGCACCUGUCCGAGACAAGAGCUGGGGGUGGCAGAUGUCCUGGGGUACAUUGACCCUAAGCUUCUGGACGAUUACUGUGUGAACCCGCAGACCAUCCUGCUGCUGAGGGUGAUCGCUGCCUUCUGUUUCCUGGGCAUCCUGUGCAGUCUGACCGCUUUCCUCUUGGAUGUGUUUGGACCUAAGCACCCUGCGCUAAAGAUCACACGCAGAUAUGCAUUUGCACAUAUUCUCACAGUGUUGCAGUGUGCCACCGUCAUAGGCUUCUGCUACUGGGCCUCGGAGCUCAUCUUGUCCCUACAGCAGCAACACAAAAAGUACCAUGGCUCUCUCAUAUACGUCACUUUCGCCAUCAGCUUCUACCUGGUGGCAGGGGCUGGCGGUGCCUCCAUCCUCGCCACAGCUGCGAACCUACUGCGCCACUACCCCACCGAGGAGGAGGAGCAGGCUUUAGAGCUGCUCUCAGAGAUGGAGGACAGCAGUGAAACUUUUCCUGCUGAUUAUGACCUUGCCAAUCAGUUUCAGCCACCGCCUGCCUACACGCCCUAAUGCAGCCAUACUGGCUUUGUUAACACACGCUUCUCUCUCAGCACGGCUAUUGGCUUGAUGAGCAAACCCCACUCUUUAUCAAAUGGAUAUCUUCUGAAAUACUCUCCAUAAUGAACACAGUGUGCAUAGUUAGUGCACAAACUCCUUUGCUGACAGUGCGUGGGUGCAUGAAAGCUUUCUUUAGUGGUGGUGGAAAUUUAGGUGAUGAUUCUUACUUUCACCACUGAAGUUGUUAGUGAUUUGCAUGUAAAUGGCUUUUUAGGAUUUGGUUCUUACAUGUGAAGCAAACUAAACUGCAAGGAGUACUCAACAGGGCUCAUCAAUAAUUGAUGAAACAGCCAAAGCCAGACUAUUGAAGCUGGGCUGUCGGCAGAUUGUCAGUGGCUGUCUUGCUCUUGAUUGGACGUGGAUCGGGCUUUGUUAAGCAUCAUUUUGAUGUAAUUUUUGGUAAGCUUGCUGUGGGUAUGAUUUUAUUUCACCGAUACAUCAAAAACAUUGUAGACAUUUCUUUCAUAUAAAAUAUCAAAUGGACCUUUUAUUAUUUAUUAUUUAGCUGUCUGUGCUGUGUCUUACUUUCUUUCUUUUGCUUUGUAGACAUCUGUCACUGGUUUAGUCUUAUUUAAUCACAUCUGUACUUGGAAAUCACACAAGAAAAAAAUGUGAGACCAGUAUUUGUGGGGUUGUUUUUUUUUUUCAAAAUGAUUAUGGCAUGUGUUGCGUCCACAGAGAAAUUGAGGAACAUGUCUGUAUGUUUUACAGUAAGUGACAUUUAGUAACAGGGAACCUCGCCGCAUAAGUUGGUCAUGUCAUGUUUCUCAUAUAUGAUUUUUUAAAAAAACAAAAAAACAUAUUUGUACUUUGUGAUUACCAAACGUGGCAGUUUGACUAUAUGUUUUCUAUGCAUGAGUUCUUUUGUGUGCUAAUUUUAAACCUUCACGGAGAAUCUUAUGAGAACAUCCCACAUAAGGUGCCAGCUGAGGCUUAAAAUUGUGAUUGAUGUGGUGACCCUAGUUGGUGUAUUGUUCUGUUUACUCCGUUUCUGCUUUUUGUUCCUUAAAUUGUUGCUAUACUUUCAUCACCAGUAUGUAAAUAAUGAUUGUUUAUACAUAAAAAGUGGUCAUAAUAAAAUAAAUGCCAUA
This is a messenger RNA of Micropterus salmoides (largemouth bass), 2365 nucleotides long. It is a transcript of the gene tmem127, whose product is annotated as transmembrane protein 127. Gene Ontology annotation, biological process: negative regulation of TOR signaling; negative regulation of cell population proliferation. Bases 507 to 1226 code for a protein of 239 amino acids. The record is from RefSeq and is a predicted model, not a curated record. The transcript is spliced from 3 exons. NCBI's taxonomy places the organism in Eukaryota, Metazoa, Chordata, Actinopteri, Centrarchiformes, Centrarchidae. Gene Ontology annotation, cellular component: membrane.